AUGGCUUUCAUCUUCAGAAAGGCCAUGCAAUCGGUAGGGCUUUCCCUGUCAUUGCUGGGAUGGGUUUUAGCCGUUAUUACCACGUAUCUACCACAUUGGAAGAACCUUAACCUGGAACUGAACGAGAUGGAGAACUGGACCAUGGGGCUCUGGAAAUCCUGCGUCAUCCAGGAGGAAGUCGGGAGGCAAUGCAAGGACUUUGACUCCUUCCUGGCCUUGCCAGCAGAACUGCAGGUCUCCAGGGUCUUGAUGUCCCUGUGCAANGGACUGGGGCUGCUGGGCUUGCUGGCCUCUGGCUGUGGCCUGGACUGCUUGAGGCUUGGAGAGACACAGGAGGGUCUGAAGAAGCGACUGCUCACCCUGGGAGGGAUCCUGCUCUGGACCUCGGGGGUCACGGUGCUGGUUCCUGUCUCCUGGGUGGCCCACACGACGGUGCAGGAGUUCUGGGAUGAGACCAUGCCUGAGAUUGUACCCAGGUGGGAGUUUGGGGAGGCCCUGUUCCUGGGCUGGUUUGCUGGCUUCUGCCUGGUGNUAGGAGGGUGUGUGCUUCACUGUGCAGCCUGCUCGAGACCAGCUCCUGCAGCCUCGGCCUCGGGUCACUAUGCAGUGGCAGGACCUCGAGACCACCAGCAGCACCUGGAGCUGAAACAAGCCAAUCCAGAAAUCUAA
Molecule: messenger RNA, 669 nt
Organism: Mus pahari (shrew mouse)
Lineage: Eukaryota; Metazoa; Chordata; Mammalia; Rodentia; Muridae
Product: claudin-22
Exons: 2
Coding region: 1-669 (222 amino acids)
Biological process (GO): cell adhesion; bicellular tight junction assembly
Cellular component (GO): bicellular tight junction; plasma membrane
Molecular function (GO): structural molecule activity
Source: RefSeq, a predicted model, not a curated record